Molecule: messenger RNA, 1769 nt
Organism: Teleopsis dalmanni
Lineage: Eukaryota; Metazoa; Arthropoda; Insecta; Diptera; Diopsidae
Product: probable ATP-dependent RNA helicase DDX43
Exons: 6
Molecular function (GO): RNA helicase activity; ATP binding; RNA binding
Source: RefSeq, a predicted model, not a curated record
AUUGCGUUUCAGGAACAGAAAAAUGAUACGGACUCGAAGUAUUCGUUUCCUAAAAAUGAUUAUUCUUUUGGAAAUGAUGAUUUUGAACCAAUCGAUUGGGCAGCUGCAAAUCGUAACGCUGAGGAAUCUCGUAAAGCGCGAUGGGCAAAUGCUCCAAAACUGACAAAAGAUUUUUAUCGUGAAGAGUCAGAAGUUGCUAAUAUGACGAUGAAGGAUGUGAAUGAGUUGCGUCUUUCUAACAAUAACAUUACCGUUUCUCGACUCAUAACAAGUAAAGAUGAAAAGUUUGAUGACAUUCCUAAUCCAGUUUGGAAAUUCGAGCAAUGUUUUAAAGAUUAUCCUGAUCUUCUGGAAGAGAUUAAUAAACAGAACUUUACUGAACCCUCUCCAAUACAGAAGCAAGCAUGGCCUAUAUUAUUAAAAGGAGAAGAUUUGAUAGGUAUAGCCCAAACAGGCACAGGUAAAACCUUAGCAUUUUUGCUUCCAGCUCUGAUUCAUACUGAUGGUCAACCGAAACCUCGCAACGGUCCGAACAUAUUAGUACUGGCACCAACGCGAGAAUUAGCACUACAAAUAGAAAAAGAAGUAAACAAAUACUCGUUCCGUGGAAUGAAAGCUGUAUGUAUUUAUGGUGGCGGUAGUCGACGUGAUCAAAUUAAUGAUUUUCAAAAAGGUGCUGAAUGCAUUAUUUGCACACCUGGACGACUCAAUGACUUAGUUCAAGCUAAAGUUAUUGAUGUUACAACCAUAACAUAUUUAAUAUUGGAUGAAGCAGACCGUAUGCUGGAUUUGGGUUUCGAACCACAGAUUCGUAAAAUUUUACUUGAUAUACGUCCUGAUCGACAGACCGUUAUGACUAGUGCUACAUGGCCUGCAGGUGUUAGAAGACUCGCAGAAAGUUAUAUGAAGGACCCUAUACAAGUGUAUGUUGGUUCGCUCGAUUUAACAGCAACACAUACAGUAAAACAAGUUAUUGAAUUCGUAGAAGAAGACCAGAAAUUUAAUGUGGUCUUAAGAUUUUUAAAACGAUUAAUGGGAAGUGAUAAGGUUAUUAUUUUCUGUGGUAAGCGAACUCGUGCUGACGAUUUAUCCAGUGAACUUUGUUUGGAAGGCCUUUCAACACAAUGUAUACAUGGAUCACGUGAUCAGGCCGAUCGAGAACAAGCAAUUGCUGAUAUAUCGUCAGGUGAUAUACAGGUGUUAGUAGCUACAGAUGUGGCUUCAAGAGGCUUAGAUAUUGAUGAUAUAACGCAUGUUAUUAAUUUCGAUUUUCCACGUAAUAUUGAAGAGUAUGUUCAUCGUGUUGGUAGAACUGGACGCGCUGGGCGAUCCGGCACUUCCAUAAGUUAUAUAACACGCUCAGAUUGGGGUAUUGCAAAGGAUCUCAUUCGUAUUUUAGAAGAAGCUGGUCAAGAAGUUCCAGAAGAACUACAUAGAAUGUCCAACCGUUUUGACGAGAUGAAAGAAAGACGUGGUACAGAUUUUAAAAGGGGUGGUCGUUUUAAUCGCCGUUACUAAAUAAUACUUUUUUAAACAUAGUACGAAUAAUCACUAUUAAGAUUAACAUGGUAACAGCGCACCUUGAAAACAACAUUGCAUUUUGUUUUUCACAUUGCAGAGGUAACAUGUUAUUCGAUAAACAAAAUCGUAAAUAACCCUGUUUGAUUCGAACCGAUGAGUGUUAUACUUAAAAGAACGUUGAUCGUUAAAAUUGAAAAUUAAUUAACAAACUAUUUCUAAUGUUAUUAGUAUAGUAAUGUACAAUAAGA